Messenger RNA from Elaeis guineensis (African oil palm), 1590 nucleotides. RefSeq names its product basic leucine zipper 23. Gene Ontology annotation, biological process: regulation of transcription by RNA polymerase II; DNA-templated transcription. Gene Ontology annotation, molecular function: RNA polymerase II cis-regulatory region sequence-specific DNA binding; DNA-binding transcription factor activity, RNA polymerase II-specific. Lineage: Eukaryota; Viridiplantae; Streptophyta; Magnoliopsida; Arecales; Arecaceae. The record is from RefSeq and is a predicted model, not a curated record.
AGCAUGCAUGUGCUCAUCAUGUUGUCGCGGACGCUGUCCUAUCGCGAUUCACCACGAUGAGUAAUCCUGGAAGGUAUGGACAAUCUGUGGGGUCGAGCAACGCUUCUUGGCCCGGGAUUUCCUUCCUGUUGAAUUCCCAGCUCUACCCUGCGAUUUCAAUUUUUUUGUUUUUUUGUUUCCUCCAAUCGCGAAUAUAUUAUUCUUACUCGCUCGGUCGUUCCCAGAAAUUCACCUCCCUUCCAUGGCCGCCUUCCUUCUUCUCUCUCCGUCCCUAUUCCAGCCUUCUUAAUGGCCGUGAGUACUUGUCGCAGACUCGUGCGUGCCCUCCAAGUCUUCUUCUCUAUCUCCCCUCGAGGAGGGAUCCAUCAAAAUCCCAACUUUCUCUUCCUUGGCCCGUUUUUUCUCUAGGAUUUCAUCGUUCUCAGAUUUCUUCUCCGAAAAAUCCAAUCUCUUCGACCGAACUGAGGUCUCUCUGGUUCUGGAAUUCCGCUGCCCAAUUCAGCUAUGGACGACUUGGAUCUCGACUUCCAGUUCCCAGGCCCUGAUGUCGGGGACCAUAUGCCCCGUAACUGCUCGAUAAAUGGCUUCUUCGACGAGAGCGUCAAGGACAUGCCCCGCCACUCGUGCACCCACACCCACACCUGCAAUCCUCCGGGUCCCGACCUCUCGCACAGCCACACCUGCUUCCAUGCCCACACCAAGAUCCUCUCGGCUCCUGCCAUGGAAACUUUCGAGUCUGCCGAGAAGAGCUUACCAAAGAAGAGACCGAUCGGCAACCGAGAGGCUGUCCGGAAGUAUCGCGAGAAAAAGAAGGCUCACACAGCCUCGCUGGCGGAUGAGCUUCUCCAAUUGAGGGCUCUCAAUCAGCAGCUGAUGAAGAGGCUGCAGAGGCAAGUAGCUCUGGAGGCAGAGGUGGCAAGGCUUAGGUGCUUGCUUGUCGAUAUAAGGGGAAGGAUAGAAGGAGAGAUUGGAGCCUUCCCUUAUAACAGGGCAGCGAAAAUGGGUGGGGAUGUGGUUUCUAAUGCAACCCAGGGGAACUUUCUCGGAGCUCACAUCAUUAAUUCGUGCGAUGUGCUCUGUGAUGACCAGAUCAACUGCAUGCAAUUGCUGAUGCAAGGCAAAGACGGGGAUGAAGAUGGAGAUGGUGCAUUGAAUGGCGAGAAAUUUGAUGCUUGUGAGAUUGGCAAUAUUCGGUGCAUGGGGAGUUCUGAGGUCAUCUUGGCUUGUGGCGGUGGAAAUGUGAUGGCUGCUGGGUGUUCGUCUAAGGCCGAGAAAACUAAAGGUCUGUUCUGAUUUACAGGUAAUGUUGUGUUUAGCCGUUAGGCAUAAGUAAAGCUUAUACUGCGUACCAAAUAUAACUCCUAUGGUAAACGAAAAAUUAGAGAUGCAGUGGAGUCCCCCCCUGUGUAAAAAGAUCACCAGCUGCCAGCCACCAUCCAUGUACAGUCAAGCAAGUGAAACUUCCAUCACUCAAGAUUGUAAAGAAUUUGAAUGUAAAGGCAACUAAAAGGUUGGUUGGUUAAAUAAAUUUUUAGAGGAUUCCAUUCUGGAAACCAAGUGGUUGAUUAAUUAGCAAAUUCCAGUACCUGU